This is a messenger RNA of Psylliodes chrysocephalus, 1480 nucleotides long. The record is from the annotation of a GenBank genome assembly. Lineage: Eukaryota; Metazoa; Arthropoda; Insecta; Coleoptera; Chrysomelidae.
AUGAAUAUCAUAAAUAUAAUUUUAAUUAUAAUGUCGAUGGUAAACAACACAUUCUCGGAAGGUGUAAAUCAAAACCUUUUGGAAAGUGGAAAAGGGCAAUAUCAGCUUUUAAAAGAAAAAAGUAAUUUACCACAUUAUGGUAACUGUUGGAAACAAGGUGUAGAACAUCUAGAAAAAGGAUGCCAAUCACUUGCUGAAGAUAAACAAAGUGAACUUGCACUACAUUUUACGAACUGUUUUCUAAAAAUGUCUGGUCAUGAUACUUACAAUUGUGACUCAGAUAAGAAAAGAAAUUUAAGAGCAAUCUGUAUUAACACUAUGUCAGACAGAGCAUUCAAUGUAUAUACAGAGUUUUAUACUCACAUCCAAAAUAUUUGCAGCUUUUUACAGGGGCAUAUUUGGCAUGAAAUGAUUAGUGAAAAUACAAUAACCGUCGGUCUUAAGUUAAAAGAAACCGCACAAAGUCAAGAAGACUUAUUACAAGCUCAAAAAGAGAGCAUACAACUGCAAGAAAAAAUGUUACAACAUGGUCGAGUAUUAGAAAAUGUAUUGGAUGAUUUGUUUUUAUCAUUUAAGACUCACGAAGAUAUAUUGAAUGUGUUAUUUCAAACGAUGUCUAAUUUACAGAGCUGGAUAGUUGGAGAAAUGUAUUGGUUUGAUUCAAUUAUUUUUUACACUGCUUUUGUUAUUGUUGCAUUUAUUAUGACAUCAUCUCAAAGAACCAGUACAGCUAGAUUAUUUAUUUUCAUUGUGCUUCUUAUAAAUUUUCUCAUAGAAAGAAGCAUAUGUACUUUAUAUACAUAUUUUUCAAAUGAAGAGGCUUCAACCAUGUAUUCUAAUCUUCAUAAUCAUAUUUGGUUGAUACGUUAUGCUUUUAUGGUACUUACAAUAAUUUUACUAGCUUAUUUAGCAUUUAAUCAAAUUGAUCCUUUAAGAAAACAGCACGAGAUUCUUUAUUUAAUUCAAGAACAAAACUCUGCCAUUUUGGAUAUACUAAAAACAUCAAUAAAUUCUGACGUAUGCUUAAAUAACUUUAAUAGGGCAAUUAAAUCUGUUGAUGAAUCAAAAAUUGAUAAAGAUCUAUCAAAUAUUCAGCAGGAUUAUUAUAUAUUAAAUGAAUCUAUGCAAGAUUCCAAUAAGUCUGAAAUGUUGGAUGUAAAAGAUGUAUCAAAUGAUAUUAAUUUGAAAGUUAAGAAGAAUAAACUAAAUCUUUUAGGAAAAUAUAACCUUCGCAGUAGUAGAAGUCGUAGUAAUAGUACUAAUAAGUAGUAGGUGUACAUUUAGAAUCUAAAAUUAUAAUAAAAAGUAUUUAUUUAUAUUUUAUUGAUUUUUUCAACCCACCGUUUUACAAAAUAUAUUAGCAUGUUAAACUUUGACAAAUGUUUAGACUGAGUAAUUUGGAGGUUCAUCUUAUUCAGACAUCACAUUCACAAGCUCUGUAAAAGUUUGUAAGACCCUAAUAUUUAAGGAUUAUUUAGCA